Molecule: messenger RNA, 954 nt
Organism: Necator americanus (New World hookworm)
Lineage: Eukaryota; Metazoa; Nematoda; Chromadorea; Rhabditida; Ancylostomatidae
Exons: 8
Coding region: 1-954 (317 amino acids)
Source: RefSeq, a predicted model, not a curated record
AUGAUUCACGGUGAAUCUGAUGCUGCCACUGUACUUGCCGGAAAGGUCAAACGGCAGUCAGAAGCGGAGUUAGUUCGUGUCACGCUGAAGAUGAAAGCAAGAUGUGCGCCAGCACGUACCGCAGGUAUGAGCCGAUUAGUUAUCUUGUUCUUAUUGACCGUAGCAGAAUGUCAGACCAAACGAAACACGACCGAUACGUUUCCAAGCAGUUUCUGUACGGAAUAUGCAGAAUGCAUGGGAAGAGCGAAUCAGAAGUCCGCCGAAUGCCUCUCGGAGAACACGACGGCCGUAGCUGCUAGCAAGAAGAAGGCUUGCGAAGGGGCGCUGGAACUUCACAUGCAGCUGCAAGCUCUUUAUGACGAGAAAAAUGAAUACGUGGAGAAUUGCGUCCGAGAAAACGCUGCAGAAGCAUUGACGCUGAGUACGAGAAAGACCGAAAGAUGUAAGACUGCAUUGAGGAAGGCAAAACGUUCUUCGCCUUUCGAUCCAGCGGAGAGGCGCCAAAAACGCAAGGAGAGGAAGGAAAGGAAGGAGAAACCGAAAAGUUGCUCGAAGGAAGCAAAGAGGAUGCGAUGGCAAUGCUCGAAAAUUGCCAAGUGUUGUAGUGUAGUGAAGAACUGCAAUGCAGAAGGAAAGCAAAGAGAUGAAAUUAAUGAGAAGAAAAACGAGUUAAAGAAACUUUACGCUGCCUGCCAUGGACCUGAACUUAAAAAGAAGCUCAACCAUAAACACGAGAAUGAGAAUGAUGAUGACACCAAUAAGCAGAAGAAAAACGACAAAGCAGAGAAGAAACAACAAAAGGAAGAGAAGAAACAACAGAAGGAAGAGAAAAAACAACAAAAGGAAGAGAAGAAGAGCAGCAAAUCGAACGAGAAACUGGACGAGUCGAAAGCUAAACGUGCUAUUCCUAUGAAGUCGAAAGCUCUUGCUGAGCUCUCAGAAACCGAAGUAUGA